Molecule: messenger RNA, 588 nt
Organism: Protobothrops mucrosquamatus (brown spotted pit viper)
Lineage: Eukaryota; Metazoa; Chordata; Lepidosauria; Squamata; Viperidae
Product: casein kinase II subunit alpha
Exons: 6
Biological process (GO): protein phosphorylation
Cellular component (GO): protein kinase CK2 complex; nucleus; cytosol
Molecular function (GO): ATP binding; protein serine/threonine kinase activity
Source: RefSeq, a predicted model, not a curated record
AUGUCGGGCCCGGUACCGAGCCGAGCAAGAGUCUACACGGACGUCAACACCCAGAGGCCUCGCGAAUAUUGGGACUACGAGUCCCAUGUGAGUCCAGGGGUCUCCUCCUCGACCCACUCUCUUCUCCCCCAACCCUCACAGGCUCUGGAUUACUGCCACAGCAUGGGGGUCAUGCACCGGGACGUCAAGCCACACAACGUGAUGAUCGACCACGAGCAUCGGAAGCUGCGCCUGAUCGACUGGGGACUGGCAGAAUUCUACCACCCGGGACAAGAAUAUAACGUCAGAGUGGCUUCCCGGUACUUCAAGGGACCGGAGCUUUUGGUGGAUUACCAGAUGUACGACUACAGCCUGGACAUGUGGAGCCUGGGCUGCAUGCUGGCCAGUAUGGUCUUCCGCAAGGAGCCCUUCUUCCACGGGCACGACAACUACGACCAGUUGGUGCGGAUCGCCAAGGUGUUGGGCACCGAGGAUCUCUACGACUACAUUGACAAGUAUAACGUGGAACUGGACCCCCGUUUUAACGACAUCCUGGGCAGGCAUUCCCGCAAGCGAUGGGAGCGCUUCGUGCACAGCGAGAAUCAGCAC